AUGGAGCAACGCGGUAAUCAAAAUAUCCAAGCCGACGAGAAAAGUGGCCUUCUCGCCAAAGAGCGACAGAUAGAGGCCCCAGUGGAACCUUUACGAAAGCGGCAGUACGUCGUAAGAGGAUUGGUUGCCGUCCUCGUUGCUUUUGCCUGGCUGUCAGUAGUCGGAAUUGAGAACCUUCUCAGUCGACAACCAAAGGGAUCGGAGCUUGACAAAGUUGAAGGAAAUAGAAAACAUGUGGAUUACGAAGACAUCAUUCCAAGUGAGACGCUGGAAUGGCAUACAUGCUAUGAGGAUUUCAAGUGUGCCCGACUCACUGUGGCUAUGGACUACCAUCGUCCGUUAAAUGCAUCAAAAGAUAAUCCCAAAGUCCAUAUUGCCCUUAUUUUGAUUCCGGGUACCCAUGAGAAGCCCGAGUCCUAUUCUCCUUCGCCUCUGCUGAUCAACCCCGGUGGUCCUGGCGGUUCUGGAGUUCAGACUGCUCGUGGAUUGGGCGGUUAUCUGCAAGCUAUUCUGGGUGAAGGCCAGGACAUUAUCGGAUUUGACCCUCGUGGCAUCGGUGCGACUACACCACGAACUGAUUGCUUCUCUUUUCCGGGUGGACCUUCUGGAGAAGAUGAUUAUGUGCAAGGACAGUUUCACCGUAUGCUCUGGCAGACUUCUGGAAGGGAGAUUGGUCUCGUAAACUCAAGCGAGGUUGCCUUGCACAAGAUUGAUGCUAGGUCUCGGGGUCUGGGUAAGCUUUGUGGAGAGAAAGACUAUUUGAAUGGAAACGAUAGCAUUUUCAAGUACGUUAGCACGCCGAAUGUUGCUAGAGAUAUGGUGAGCAUUGUUGACGCCUGGGAUGAAUGGAACGCCGCUCUGAGUGGUCCUUCAGCUCCUUUGGCCGAGGAAACAGACGAAACCAACGAUUUUGAGGAAGUUUCCGGCCUGGAUACAAAGGGCAAACUUGUUUACUGGGGAUUCUCUUAUGGAACUCUUCUUGGAGCCACGUUCGCGGCAAUGUUCCCAGAUCACGUCGGUCGGGUUGUACUUGAUGGCGUGGUAGAUGCGGAUUACUACGUGUCGCCGAUCUGGGCGGAGUCAAUCCGUGAUGCUGACGCUAUUGCUGAAUUAUUUUACACAUACUGCCAUGAAGCAGGUAAUAAAUGCGACCUCUAUAAAAAGGAUGAUACGCCUGCCGACAUCAAAACUCGAUUCGAAGGAGUUCUUGCUAGGAUCAGGAAAGAACCUAUCGUAUUGGUGAAUGAUUUGACAAAGCUGCCUCAAGUCAUCUACGAGAGCGAUAUUAGGAGUCUUCUGUUCAGUACACUAUAUUCGCCAACAUUGUUUUCCCCGAUAACUGCUACGAUCUUUGACCGGCUGGAUAGCGGAGACUACGAUGCGCUCAAACGCUUGCUGGGUGGUUUCACUCCCGAACCUGACCUGCCAUCUUUCUGUAACCCACCUCCAUCACCGCAAUAUCUAACAGAUGAGGCAAACUUUGCUAUCAUGUGCAGUGAUAAACGUUAUCCCCUCAAUGGAACUCUCUCUGAGUUAAAUACCACAUUUGAGAAAAUGGCCAACACAUCCUCUUUCGCUGAUGUUUGGAUGACUCUGAUGAUCGGAUGCGAUGGAUGGCCUGUGGAAUCAAAAGACCCACCAAUGAGGUGGGACGACCACCCAGCGCAUAACCCCAAGCCAAUCAAGACUUCUUUUCCGCUUCUCUUCAUCAGCAACACUAGAGACCCCGUCACGCCCCUCUAUGCCGGUGUCAAAAUGGCCCAAAAGUUCGUUGAUGCAGGACUUAUCGAGCAAAAGUCUGAGGGACAUUGCAGCUUGUCGGCUGUUUCAUCAUGCACGGCCAAAAAGAUCGUAGCAUAUUUCCGUGAGGGCAAAGUGCCACCUCAUCCAGUGAAGUCGGACAAAGGUCUGUUUGAUGGAAAGUGGGACAAAUGCGAGGCCGAGUCCUGGCCCUGGCAUCCCUAUGAUCCCGAAAUGUCGAUUGCAGACAAAGGUGAGGAAGGAAAGGCCGAGGUGAAAAUGAUGAAGGCAUUGGAGGGCAUGCAACGCGAGUUUGCCAAACAAGUCAAGCCUUGGAAAAGUACAGGCGCUUUGAGUACUGAGAGACUGGUCGAACUUAGCUUACAACAGUUGGAUAAAUGA
Molecule: messenger RNA, 2142 nt
Organism: Lachnellula hyalina
Lineage: Eukaryota; Fungi; Ascomycota; Leotiomycetes; Helotiales; Lachnaceae
Product: Tripeptidyl aminopeptidase
Exons: 4
Coding region: 1-2142 (713 amino acids)
Source: RefSeq, a predicted model, not a curated record